This is a messenger RNA of Anopheles stephensi (Asian malaria mosquito), 1339 nucleotides long. Its product is annotated as endoplasmic reticulum-Golgi intermediate compartment protein 2. The record is from RefSeq and is a predicted model, not a curated record. The coding region runs from base 154 to 1269 and encodes 371 amino acids. The transcript is spliced from 6 exons. NCBI's taxonomy places the organism in Eukaryota, Metazoa, Arthropoda, Insecta, Diptera, Culicidae. Gene Ontology annotation, cellular component: endoplasmic reticulum; COPII-coated ER to Golgi transport vesicle; membrane. Gene Ontology annotation, biological process: endoplasmic reticulum to Golgi vesicle-mediated transport; retrograde vesicle-mediated transport, Golgi to endoplasmic reticulum.
GUUAACUGUACGCAUCUCGGCAACAGCUGACAAGUGAAAAGAGCAUAAACAAACAAACCAGCAGUGUUGCUGUAAAAUAAACAUAACGCGAAAAAGCCGCAACUUUACUACGGCGGCUUUCUUCGAACGGAAAUAGUUGGCUUAAGUAGCGCUAUGCUUCGCUACCGAGGUGUUAAACAAGCUCUGGAUGCUGUUUCUCGGUUGGACGCUUUUCCGAAAGUGAAAGAAGAAUUUGUACAACCAACUCGCGUCGGAGGAACAUUAUCGUUGAUCAGCCGACUGGUGAUUUUGUUUCUCAUCUACCAUGAAGUAUCGUACUAUAUGGACUCGCGGUUGGUAUUUUCCUUCGUGCCGGACACGGACCUGCAGUCGAAGCUGAAGGUACACAUCGAUCUAACGGUCGCUAUGCCAUGCAAAUCGAUCGGAGCGGACAUUUUAGAUUCGACCAACCAGAAUGUGUUUUCCUUCGGCAUACUGCAAGAGGAGGACACCUGGUUUGAGCUGUGCCCCAGCCAGCGGGUACAUUUCGACUACAUGCAGCAUCAUAACUCGUAUCUACGGAAUGAAUAUCACUCGAUAGCGGAGAUACUGUACAAAUCGGACCAUGCCGUGGUGUACAGUAUGCCGGAACGUGUGGUUAUUCCCACCAAACCGCACGAUGCGUGCCGUAUUCACGGUGUGCUUACGCUGAAUAAGGUGGCGGGCAAUUUCCAUAUCACCGUCGGCAAAACGAUUCACUUCUCCCGCGGUCACAUUCACUUCAAUAGCAUUUUUGCCAACACGCAGACCAACUUUUCCCAUCGAAUCAAUCGAUUCAGCUUCGGAGAUCACACCGCCGGUAUAAUCCAUCCACUGGAAGGAGAUGAAAAGAUAUUCGACAAUGGUCAAGUGAUGAUGCAGUACUUCAUUGAGGUUGUACCGACGGACGUGCAAAAGUUUUACUCACACUCCAAAACGUACCAGUACACCGUGCGGGAGAAUUUGCAACUUAUCGACAUCGAUAAGGGCAUGCAGGGCGUCGCGGGGCUCUACUUCAAGUACGACAUGUCCGCGCUGCGGGUGCUGGUCCGGCAGGAUCGGGACAGUAUUGCUCAGUUUAUCGUGCGCCUUUCGUCGAUCAUUGCCGGCAUCGUGGUGAUAUCGGGACUGCUGAGCAAGUGCAUGCAUCUGAUCGGCGAUGCAUGCUGCAAGCGGCGCCCCGAACCGUUGCUGAAUACGCUCAGCGAUGAAAAGCCGGUCAGCAAGGGAGGGGCCGUUAUUAUAAGCUGACGGCGAGGAUGGCGGCCGAGGGUCAAUGAAUCGAGAUCUGAAAUAAAAUGCAAUUGAAGCUGUGGUAAGG